AUGGCUCCUCAGGUUUUGCUUUCUUCAGAUGUUGCAGCAGCUUCUCUUGGACGUGUGGGAGUUCCUGACAAGCUCCCAGCGUCGUCCCAAGAGCCUUGUACAGGAAAGCCUGGAAGGGAAAAAGCCGAGCCCGAGAUGCAGCAACAGCGUGGCGUGCUGGAACGGGGCCAGAGCAGGACAGGCCCCAGCGCACGGGAGCAGCCGAGACCGGACGCAGGGAUGGGCUUUAGCCAGCCCCGCUCAGCACGGAGGGAAGGGCCGCUGGGGGGCAAGGGCUGGGGAAGCAGCGCAGAGCACCGCCUGCAGCCCCAGCCCCGCAGGCGGGCGCCCCGUGGCUGCGCUGCCAGGGGAGAGCCGGGCAGGGAACCGACCUUCUCCCCAGAGCCGCUGGGAGAGCUGUCCAGCCGCUGGCUCAGCUCACAGCUCAGGCGCUUGACCCAGGCGUCGUCCUUGAUGGUUUCCAGUGAUGCCCUCAGGAACUACAGGAGAGAACAGGAGAGGAAAGCGAAUGUUGCUUUGCCUUUCGCCAGGGUGAGGAGGGCAGUUCUGCACUUCAUCAGGGAGCUGCUCAGUGCCAAUGCCCAGAGCUGUUCGGCGUGGGACGUUGUGGGAUACAUCUUCAGCGAGUUCAGCCAGAGCUCGAGCAGAAGGGCUGCAGGACUCCUGUCUGCCCAGGAAGCCCGGGAAGAAGGAGGUCUCCAAGGGCUGUGCAUGGACGUCCUGGGGUCACUGGACAUCUCUGUGAGAGGGAUGGCCAAACUCCUGUGGCCGAGGCUGCUGAUAUAUGUGUUGCCAGCCAAGUACACGGGCAUGCUGAUCCCCCUCUCCCGCUGUCUCCGAGCCCUGGCUGAGAGAAAUGAGUUAACAGCAGCGUGUGAGCAUCAAGAGCUGGAUCCCGAUGUCCUCAACUCCCUGUUGCAAGAGACAACGCUGACUCCACAUACCUUGCUGGCUCGCCUGCUGGUGGUGGCGGGGUCUCCUUUUGCGGGCAGUGAGCUCCAAGCUGCUGCCUUGCUGGUGAUGCAGAGCCUCCACAGCAGGAUCCAUGGAGCUGUGGGGGCCAUGUGGAACACCGAGAUUCCCCUGCUGCUGCAGUACCUCAAGGGAGAAAACGAGAACAUCCCAGACUCUGCAGGGUGGGAGCGCCGUCUGCUUAAGUUCCUGAGGGCAUCACUGGAAACCAUCAAGGACGACGCCUGGGUCAAGCGCCUGAGCUGUGAGCUGAGCCAGCGGCUGGACAGCUCUCCCAGCGGCUCUGGGGAGAAGGCUUUCCUGUACAAGGCUCUUGGGACGACGCUGGGAGCUUGUCAGGAACUCCCACACGUCCAAGAGAAGCUGCUGCAACAUCUGAAGAAAGCAAAACCUGAGGAGCCAUCUGAGGCCCAGGGAAUCAUUUCUCUUGUCUGCCAAGCCGCCGACAGCCACUUCCGCCUGGUCUUGGAGACCUUCACAACAUUUGCUGCCACACUGUGCAACGUCCGGUGUUUUGGGGUUUCCAGACGCAAGAAGAUGACCCAGGCCAGCAUGAGAGCUCAGGCCGCUUGCAAUGCUGCCAUGCUCGCCUACAGCAGCAUGGCACUGCGUGCCUCCGAGGAACAACUGCUCGCCCGCGUGGAGGCAGACAUCGUGGGCAACAUCCUGCUGCUCUACAUCUCCAGUAGCAAGAACUUGCCGAAAAAUCUCGCCCUGGUGCAGAGCAUCACCGAGGUCGGUCGUGCCAUCCAAGCUGUGGGCAACUUCGGCAGCUUUGAUCCCGUCCUGCAGCACAAGCUGCUGCUGAUCCUGCAGAACUUGAUGAAGAAGACUCUCUGGGACUUCCCGGCAUCGUCACUGCACCUGAAGGUGAUUCUGGCCCUGGAGCAGUGGAGCAAGCUGAAGAUCUCUUUUAGCAGGAAGGAAAUUUGCAGCCUGCUGUCUGACUGCUGCCAGUCCAUUCUGAUACCUCCUUCAGCGGCUGAGCAGAUGGAGGAGAUAGGGAACGCAGAGGUGGCAGUGCUGCAGCUACAGUCUCUGCACGUGGCCACGAAGGCUCUGGGCCGGCUCAUGGCAGUCGUGCUCGAGACAAAGCCAACCCCUGUCGUCUUCGUAGACAUCGUCCACGUACUGUGGCUCUGGCUCUCCUCGGACAAUCCGUGGGUGCGCAAGAGGGCCCUGCAGGUCUGCGCCCAGCUGCUGGCGGAUUGCAGAGAUGGAACAAGAUGUGCCUACGUGCCGUUUGGCUCCUUGGCGGGAUUGCUGGGGCCUCUGACCUAUGACCCCGUGACCAGCUCCCGCCAGCUGGCCGCUACCUGCCUCAGCUCCCUUCUCCACAUCCAAGCCAAGGCCACGAACAGGGUGUUCGAGACAGACGACCCUGCGAGCUCGUGUGAGGGGCUGAGUAACCGGAUCGCCACAUCUCAGCAGCUCCAGACCUCUGUCAAAAUUGGAGAGAUCGUUUGCAAAAACUUCCCCAAAGAACAGGCCGCAGACUUCAUGAAUGCCAUCAAGGAGACCUUCCGGCGUGCCAGAGGAAGACGUGUGCGUGCUGCAGGGAACUGGAUGAUCACCUUCCUCAAAAUAUGUGGAAAGGACAUUCUUCCAGACGUGCCAGGCGUCCUCUUCAUCCUGCUCACCUGCACAUGGUCCAUGCUGGAGACCUCGUUCAUGUACUUUGUGCACGAUGCGGUGCUGAUCCUGGCCCGCUAUCACGAGGAGCUCACGAUUGAUUUCAUCAUCCAGAACUUUGUGCCUAUGGACAGAAACACACUGGAGCUGUGGAGGACUCUGGGGAAAGACAGCAUUGGCAUCUGUGUGCUGAAGCGCUUAUCGGAGAAGCUGAAGAGAGUGGGAGACAACAGCUCCGAGCCCAGCUCGUCCAGUCGCAGGCUGGAGGACCAGCAGCCUUCUCCGGAGUCCUUGACUGUCGCCUGCGCCAUCUCAGAAGUGGUGUCUGUGCAGUCCGAGGAGGGGGUCCAGAGCUUGCUUCCCUCCCUCCUCCCUGGGCUCCUGCUGCAGGUCAGCGAGGCACUGGGGGAAGAGAUGCUGUUUGCGCCCCUCAGCCCCUGGAGAGGGCUCUCUGAGGAUCAGCGGCGAGAGGACAACGUGCGCAGGCACGAGGCCACUUGA
Molecule: messenger RNA, 3105 nt
Organism: Cygnus atratus (black swan)
Lineage: Eukaryota; Metazoa; Chordata; Aves; Anseriformes; Anatidae
Product: maestro heat-like repeat-containing protein family member 2B
Exons: 23
Coding region: 1-3105 (1034 amino acids)
Cellular component (GO): cytoplasm
Source: RefSeq, a predicted model, not a curated record